Cyprinus carpio (common carp) is the source of this 2298-nucleotide messenger RNA. Its product is annotated as mRNA decay activator protein ZFP36L1-like. Lineage: Eukaryota; Metazoa; Chordata; Actinopteri; Cypriniformes; Cyprinidae. Gene Ontology annotation, molecular function: mRNA binding; metal ion binding. The record is from RefSeq and is a predicted model, not a curated record.
AAAACACGUGUUGAGCCAAAAAGCGUGGAGUUCAGAAAAACCACGAGGGAGUUGUGUGGGAUCACUGAAGAAUCGCCAAAGAAAGUCUUCGUCACACUGGAUUAUGCCAUCCUACGCACUCAAUCAGUUUAUUGAUCUGGAUGAUGUCCUGUGCAAGCACCUUUUAAAUCUUGAUCUUCGAGAGCCAAUGCAACCCUCACAUGCAGCUGCUGUUGGAUAUAGGAAGCCUGACAGUCCCUGCACACUUUCCUCCACCAGUUCAGGACUUUCUAUUGACCGCAUUGAGAGCGGACCCGUGAACUCCAGCCACUGGGGCCCCCAGAAAGUAUCGCCUCAAUCAAAGUGGAGCAAGAUGUCCUUUUGGUCCGAGCGCUCUGUUAGCAUGGUGGAGGGUGACACAGGAAGUCUGGGUUGGUCUUCUGCUGAACCCGGCCAUUUGAAGCAGUCUUCAGUCACGUCAGGUGCAGUUUCCCUCUCCGGCUCCACGUCUUCGUUCUCUGCGACCUCAUCGCGCUACAAGACCGAGCUGUGCCGCACGUUCGCCGAAAGAGGCGUGUGCAAAUACGGCGGAAAGUGUCAGUUUGCUCACGGCCCCGAAGAACUCCGAGAUCUCAACCGUCACCCGAAAUACAAGACUGAACCCUGCCGCACUUUCCACUCCAUUGGCUUCUGCCCCUAUGGCAUCCGCUGCCACUUUGUGCACAAUGCCGAAGACGAUCAAGCGCAAUCCCGACCCCAGACCUGCAACCCGACUAUCCAACGGCCUCCCCUCCUCAAACAGAGCUUCAGCUUCGCUGGGUUUCCCACAUCUCCCCAACCUCUAGAAGCCCCCCUAGCGCCUUCCUCAUUCCUGCGUGCAUCUUCUGUUUCGACUCCAACGUCAUCCGUCAUGUCCGAUCUUCUCUCCCUGGCCUUCCCCGAUAUAGACCCCAACACCCUUCUGGACCAGACCCGAGAGUUGCACCCUCAAUUUCUGCCAUCUCCUGAUUCUGGCUACUCUCACUCGGGACUGACGCCCACUUUGUCGCCCACCCGGCUCGCUCCUUCUCAGCCUGAGGUCUGCUUGCGACAGAGUCCCACUGGCGGGGCUUCCCUAGGCCUCCGAAGUCUAUCCCACACCUCUCUCUCAGACCACGAGGGCGGCAGCUGCUCUUCAUCCAGCAGUACGAGCGGCUCUGAAUCCUCCUUAGGACCCGAAGCCAGCGGGCGCAGGCUUCCCAUCUUCAGCCAGCUUUCGGUACCCGAUGACAGCAUCUUCAACGAAGGCAGCAACUCCGGCACAAGCUUCUUCCUGUAGACUGUCGCUCCUCACAAGGACUGAACUGUAUACUGUGGUAUACCUACUGUAUUAUUCGGCCGAUACUUGACAUUUUAGUUAAGUGAAACACGUACUGUUUGAAGGUACUGAAUGUUAAAAGGGUUCUUUAAGUGGGGUUUCAUGUGCUUUUAAGUGGAGCGAUUCACCAGGUUUUAUUUUUUGAUGACUGAAGACAAGUGGGGAAAAUAAUUAACUUGAAAACCUGCAAAGUUCUGGCAUCAACAUGUUGUUUGGUAACAUAUGAAGCUGUUAACUUUUAGGAUGCAUUUAGCAAUCAGCUGUUUACAAAGUUGUUGUACCGAAAUGGCCAAAGAGAGGUUAUGACCAGGUCUUAAAGGUCUUUUUCAAUAUUUGAGAAAAUCAUUGUACUCUUGCUAACUAGAGACCAGGCUUUUUUUUUUUUUUUUUUUUUCUCCACAGUUCGUGUACUACCAUCGUAAACUGACUGUUUCUCGACGUUUUGGAUGUUAGAUUUGAGUUUAUUUGGUUUUGCUAUUCUGCAGUAUCGGUUUGAGUUCUUCCAGCUCCUUUUUAUUUAUUUUUUUUUUUUUUUUUGAGAUAAGCGUUUGGUUCGUUCCCAGACCUACUUGCCUUAAGUUUCCGAGGGUCCGUACGCAGGCCUCUGGAAGUGCACGGUUGGAUCUUAACUUGGAAUGAGUUGCCUGUGUCAUAGUUUUUGGUUGUGUAGCUGCAGUUAUUGUAAGUUUAGGCAAAUCAAUUUAUUACUGUACAAGCCUUUAGUGGCCUUGUGUUUGGUUUAGUCGUUUUUAUAGCUGGUUCUGAUAUGGGUCCCUUUUUGCAUCAUAUUCUCUGAAAUGCCCUUGUUGGCUUUGUUAGAUGAUGGAGAGUUUCAAGUAACUUAAUUUCCUUUUUAUUUAUUUUAUUGUAUUUAUAGAAAACAUGUUUUUUGAUAACGUUUGUUAAUAUAUUGAUUUCCUCUCCCUGCUGCCAUUUCUCAUUUUGUACUGAAAAUAAACCCU